Molecule: messenger RNA, 621 nt
Organism: Nicotiana attenuata
Lineage: Eukaryota; Viridiplantae; Streptophyta; Magnoliopsida; Solanales; Solanaceae
Exons: 1
Coding region: 1-621 (206 amino acids)
Source: RefSeq, a predicted model, not a curated record
AUGGAAUACCUAAGCAGGAUACUUAAAGGGUUGAAGCAAGCUAAGGAAUACAAAUUUCAUCCAAGGUGUGGCAAGCUCAAUAUAACUCACCUCAGCUUUGCAGAUGAUCUACUGAUGUUUGCUAGAGGUGAUAGUAAAUCAGUCCAAACUUUACAUACUUGCUUCAAACAGUUUUCAGCAGCAUCUGGACUACUAGCCAAUCUCACUAAGAGUGCAAUCUAUUUUGGUGGAGUUGCACUGAAUGUAAAGGUGGAAAUUUUGCAGAAUACUGGCUAUUCACCUGGGGAUUUUCCUUUUAAAUACCUGGGAAUUACUUUAGAUACAAAAAAGUCAACAGCCCUACAAUGGCAACCACUGAUUGAGAAAACAGUUAUAAGGAUCUCCUCUUGUAUAACUCGAAAGUUGUCUUAUGCUGGUAGGGUACAACUAGUACAGACAAUGAUAUUUGAUAUUCAAUCUUAUUGGUCCCAAGUGUUCAUAUUGCCAGCUAAAGUGAUGAAAUCAAAUAAGUCCUAUAGUAGAAGCUAUAUAUGGUCAGGCACUAAUAUAAUUACAAAAAGAGCAUUGAUAGCAUGGGAAAAAUGUGUCUGCCUAAAUCAGCUGGAGGUUAUAACCUAUUGA